Molecule: messenger RNA, 2198 nt
Organism: Chlamydomonas reinhardtii
Lineage: Eukaryota; Viridiplantae; Chlorophyta; Chlorophyceae; Chlamydomonadales; Chlamydomonadaceae
Exons: 5
Coding region: 656-1615 (319 amino acids)
Source: RefSeq, a predicted model, not a curated record
UUAGCUCUGACCUUUGGGUACGCGCCAGAGUGCCCGCGGCAAAAGCAGGCCGUUGUUACCCGCCGGCUCUUCGGCAGACCUUCCAAAUUCAUGUGGGUAUUUAUCAAUCAUUUCUGUAUGAUACAUCUGUUGGGUACAUCGAUGGGCCAGUAGUGUUUCCGCGCAGCGCAUCAGCAACCGUUUGCGCGCUGCGCGCAACUGGGCCCGAUCGGGCGACAUAUAAAGCCCUUUGCAUUCAUAGUCACUCACUUGUAAUACAAGGACAUGUUGCAACGCACAAAGCUUGUCUAAAGUUGAACUGCUCAACGAAAGCGUUGUGCGACUUCGAUUGAUUGUCUUUCGGGUCAAGCUCGUCUUAGCCUUAAGCUCCAGCAGUAUGCUGCAUGACAUGAAGAAGGUUCGAGGUCUCGCCGUUGCAGCAAUCGCGGGCACUGCGGCGCUCGCGGCCAUGAUUGUGCGUCGCAUCGGGCACCGCAGCGCUGCGACCAAAGGCCGUGCAGACCAGGAGCCCAAGGCGGCCCUGAAAGCAGCACCUCAGGAGCCUGUGGCGCCUGCCUCGGCUGACGUCGAAACUCCCGCUGCUCCGACCCUGCCGCUGCCCUCCGUGCCACCCUUGCUGGCCCCCGAGCUGCUGCUGCCAACGGCUCUCCCCACGAUGCCCAAGUGCUCAAGUCCCGCCCCAGCCACCCCCACCGCUACUGCCACCGCCAACGGCCCCGCCGACCAGGGCGCCGCCGCGCGCCGCAGCAACAGUGGCAGCAGCACCUGCGGUGUCAGCGGCAGCUCUUGUGGCAGCAGCAGUGAGACCGAGGUUGAGGCGGACGACCUCGCCGAGGUGGCCGCGAUCGAGGCGGUCCUGCAGCUCGCCAGCCCCUGCAGCUCGGACACCAACGCUGAUGCUGAGGGAGGCCACCGCCUGCGCGGCCCCGGCGUCAACACCACUGCCCUCAUGAACGGCGACGAGAAGCUAGCUCACGCGUGCCGGAUCCUUACGCCGCCGAUGCCCGGUGGCGCCCCGCUGCCGCGCCCUGCCGCCCGGACCAGCACCCGCGUCACCAACAGCAGCGGAGCUGCUCGGGCUGGCUCGGGCCGCCCGGCCGCUGCCACCAGCCCCGUCUACCGCGCCCUCACCAGCACGAGCAGCGGCUACGGUCGCCUGUCCACCGAGGGCCUGUGCGCCGGCCUGCCCGAGGACCUCCGCCACAAGAUCAUCACGGGGCUGGAGCGCGAGCCGCCGCCGGCUAGCAUGACCUGCAUGCCCGGCUGCUCGCCCAACGAGGUCCGCGCCCGCCACCUGGCCACGUACGGCCUGGACACGUACCACGUCAUGUGCGAGGAGGCCUGCGACGACCCGCGCAUCCGCGUCAGCGUGGUGCUGGUGGCGCUGCCCUACCGCGCCAGCGUGCCCGCCGUGCUGCUGCAGUGCCAGCCCGCCGCGGCGACCGGGCAGCAGCCGCGGCAGAUUCCGGUGGUCCGCCCGCCCACGCCUGCCGUGUGGCUGUGGGACUCCCGUGCGCCGGCGUACGAGGGCGGGCCACACACGUUCCUGAUGUCCUACAAGAAGGGCCUGUCCGUGACCGACUACCUGGACUGCAUCAUCAUGAGCGAGAAUUGAGCGAGACAUUAUUCAAGUUGAAGUUGCAAGUUUAUUCAAGAGACCGGGCGCCUCCGGGAAAGAAUCCCCACGCCCACGCGCACGCCUAAGGCGCCCACACCAGCGCUCGUCAUCGCCCGCGCAGACUGACUGGUGAUGAAGCGACUCUCGGGCUCCUUGCCAGACAGGGCUAGGCACUGCCGCGAAGGCGCCACCACACCCCACUGCGUCACCGGCCGCGGCCACCACCACCACGCCCAGCCCUACGUGUGCGGCCUUACUUCAGCACCCGCAUUUCCACCAGUGAAGGUGGCAUUAUUAGACCAGUGGUGCCAGGGGCUUGCAUGCCUGCGUGCUUGCUUGUCACCCGUCCUGAGCGCAAGGUGGGCUGAGGACAACUUGGUGCGCGCCAUUGAGCGCUGCUGUAGAUUGUCAUUUCACGAGGCACGUUGUGCCAUUGGUCAAAGAGGUUGAGCGUCUAUGGACUCGUUGCUGGAGGUUGCUGUGAACUGGCAAAGCGUUGGGCCCGUUUGAGCCAGAGGAAAUGGGCAUGCCUGCAAGUUGCCGAACCACAUCAGUGUAACACACUGCUGCGAUGACAGGU